This is a messenger RNA of Sebastes umbrosus (honeycomb rockfish), 1746 nucleotides long. RefSeq lists its product as uncharacterized. Bases 79 to 1548 code for a protein of 489 amino acids. The record is from RefSeq and is a predicted model, not a curated record. Lineage: Eukaryota; Metazoa; Chordata; Actinopteri; Perciformes; Sebastidae. The transcript is spliced from 2 exons.
GCCGUCUCCCGCUGCCCGCCAACUGACAACGUGACUGAGUUUCGUCGCAGACCUUUUGAUUUUCGCCAUCUAUUGAAAAUGCCGGACAGUUGUUGUGCAGUUGGAUGCACUAACCGACGGGGAAACAAACCCGGACUGUGCUUUUACCGCAUCCCUUCAGAAAGAGACAACUUAGAGAGGAGGAGAUGGUGGAUUUCUGCCAUCAGACGGGACUCUGUGCCCGGGGAGAGCAAACAGUGGCAGCCAUCGAAGUACACACGCAUUUGCAACGAACAUUUCAUCAAUGGUGCCAAAUCUGAUGACCCGCUGUCCCCCGAUUGGGUUCCAUCUGUCUUCUCACACACACCAGCCACCAAGAAGAGGAAAAGAGAGAGAGACAUGGAAAGGUACGACCACCACAGCAGGAUGAAUAACAAAAGAGCGGAGGAGAAAAAGAAGCAAGAAGCAGUGGAUGUCCUCCUAGAGUUGUCAUCAGUGCCAGAAGCUGAGCCUGCUCCGCCUGCUGAGGAUGAACAACGGUGUGACAACAGACCUUGUAAGGAAAAGACUGAACGAUUACAAAGGGAAUGUAAUGAACUCAGGGAGGAAAACGAAAGGCUGAAGGACACAAUUAGAUCGGGAACAUUUGAUGAACUGGCUUUUGAAGAAGCAGAUGAAAAAGUGAAGGCGAUGACUGGAAUCCCCACAUAUUCCAAGUUACAAGUCGUGUUGACGUUUGUGAUGUCGUUUUUGCAGACCGGUACAGACCUCUCUCCCUUUCAGCAACUGCUGCUAACUCUUAUGAGACUGAAAAUGAACCUUCCCCUUUCAUUUCUUGGUUGUAUUUUUAAGAUCUCAAUUCCAACUGCCAGUAGAACAUUUAGAAACACCAUUGAAGUGUUGAACGCGAGGCUCGUUCCAGCACUUGUGUUUUGGCCAAAUCGAGAAGAGCUCCAGCUGUCGAUGCCUACGGUAUUUAGACAGGUCUUUCGCAAAUGCGCCUGUAUUAUUGACUGCUUUGAGAUUUUCAUUGAAAAGCCUAGAGACCUAAGACCAAGAGCACAGACAUACUCGAAACACAAACGCCACCAUACCAUGAAAUAUCUAAUUGGCAUAACACCACAAGGAACAGUUUGUUUUAUAUCAAAAGGAUGGGGAGGCAGAACAUCGGACAAACACUUGACUGAGAGCACUGGAUUUUUAGAUCACCUCAACCUCGGUGAUGUGAUACUAGCUGAUAGAGGGUUCGAUGUGGCAGAUUCAGUUGGUCUGUACAAUGCCGAGCUUAAGAUCCCAGCUUUUACUAAAGGGGAAAAGCAACUGGGUCCAGUGGAAUUGGAGUCAACACGAGGACUUGCAUCAGUCAGGAUCCACGUCGAGAGAGUUACCGGCGAGGCGAGGAAUCGGUAUACCGUACUUCAAAGUACGUUUGGAAUUCAGAUGUGUGAAGCCGAGCAUCCUAAAGGUCUUACACCUCUAGAUAAAGUAGUCCAUGUGUGCUGUGCACUGACAAAUUUAGCUCCGUCGGUCGUUCGAUGGAAUUUUUUAUUUCCGUCAAUGAAACAAUGACAAUGAAAAUGAUGAAUUCACACUUUUAAUCAUAAAUAACUGAUUUCAUGUCAAGAACUUCCUGUUAGAAUAUUAAAAAAAAAACAUUUAAGGGUAACAUUUUUUACAGUAUGUUAUCAUUACACAAGCAUAUGUGCCACAGAGAGACACUCCAAGUCUAUAUAACAAAACUUGUUUGAUUCAUGCUUCUGUUAUUAG